This is a messenger RNA of Staurois parvus, 1969 nucleotides long. Lineage: Eukaryota; Metazoa; Chordata; Amphibia; Anura; Ranidae. The record is from the annotation of a GenBank genome assembly.
GGUAAUCACCAAGAUGGCCGCAGAGCAUGUUUGAGUAGAGCUCCUUUGCCGGACGCCGAGCCCCCGUUGGCGUCGCUCGUAGAAGAAGAGAGCAGAGUCCAGGCGGUCACAUUAUUCCAUAUCUGCUUUUCUGCCCCCCUUUUCUUCUCAUCCCCUGUCUUCCCCUCCCUCAUCUCCCUUUCCAUUCGACCUCCACAGGCUCCUUUCCGCCCACCUCCCCCCCUCCCCUUUUCCUUUCAGCCGGCUGCCAGGGAAAUGUUAUCAGAAAACAAAGACUGUGCAACCGAGAGAGAGGAUACUAUAAUGGAUGUAGUAGAAAAUCAAGCUGAGGGUGAGGUCCAAGAAACUGCAAAAUCUCAAAAUCAGGAGGAGAGUGGCGAGACAGAUGAGAAGAAAGAGAGCACAACACCACCAAGAACUUUCAAGAGGAAGAUUUCUGUUAUUUCAGCUACAAAAGGGUCUGGUCAGCCUGCAUCUACCACAGGCAGUGACAAUGAAGGAACUCAUCCAGCUCGACGCAGGCGCUGGGGGGCCAGCACAGCCACCACUCAAAAGAAACCCUCAAUUAGUAUCUCUACUGAAUCCUUAAAGAGUCUUAUACCUGAAAUUAAAGAGAUAAAGCAAGAAGCGGUCGUAGAUCUUCAUGCUGAAGAUGCCCGUAUUUCAGAAGAUGAAAGUGAACGAAAUGGUGAUGACAACUCCCAUGAUAAAGGAUUGAAAAUAUGCAGGACUGUUACACAGGUGGUGCCUGCAGAAGUUCAAGAAAAUGGCCAGGAUGAGGAGGAAGAAGAUAAAGGGUCAGAGGAAGCUGCUGAGGUUCCAGACAAAGAACCUAUCCCUAUGGAGACAGAGGCACCACCUCCAAAUGAACAGGAAGUAAAAAAGGUUUUACCAGAAAGCCCAGCACAGGCAGAAGUCAGAGUUACAUUAGGCGAUACCUUACUAAGAAGAUCGGUCAGUCAGCAGAAGACAAGUGUUUCCAUUACAAUUGACGACCCCGUGCGCACAGCCACACAGCAGCCAUCACCACCAAGAAGAAAACCUAGCUGUAUAGUACACAUCUGCAAUCUGGUUCGUCCUUUCACCUUGGGACAGCUGAAAGAACUACUCUUUCGUACUGGUACCUUAGUAGAGGAGAACUUUUGGAUAGACAAAAUAAAGUCACAUUGUUAUGUCACGUAUUCUACAGUAGAUGAAGCCAUUGCGACAAGGAAUUCCCUACACGGAGUCAAGUGGCCACAGUCCAAUCCAAAAUUCUUAUCAGUAGACUUUGCAGAGCAAGAUGAGCUGGACUUCCACAGAGGACUUCUUGUAGAACGUCCCCAAGAACCCAAGCAAGAGGAGCCCCCCCAUCCACAUUCUCAUUCCCAUUCCCACAUUCCUCCAUUACGAGGUGAGCACAGGGAGCAUGAGCGGGGAGUCCGAGAACAGUGGGCAGAAAGAGAACGCGAGAUGGAGAGGAGGGAACGCACUCGUUCUGAAAGAGAAUGGGACAGAGAUAAAGUGCGGGAAGGGCCCAGAUCACGCUCCAGAGACAGGCGGCGUAAAGAGCAUGCCAAGUCCAAAGAAAAGAAAAAAUGAGAAAAAAGAGAAAGUGCAGGAAGAACCUCCAGCAAAACUCCUAGAUGACUUAUUCCACAAAACCAAAGCUGCCCCAUGUAUAUAUUGGCUACCCCUCACAGAUGACCAGGCUUUGAAAAAGGUUGCAGACAGGGCUGAAAGAGCAAAGGAAAGAGAGAAAAGGAGAAAAGAACUUGAAGAGCAAGAGGAAGAAGAGAGAAAAGAGCGGGCUAAAGAGAGGGAGAAAGAAGCAGAAAGAAACAGGGAACGAGCACGAGAGGCAGAGAGAGAGAAAAGGAGAGAGCACAGCCGGGAGCACCCUCGUGAAAGAGAACGUAGGGAUCCUAAAAGACAUAGUAGAAGUCGCAGCAGGAGUACACCAGUUAGAGAUAGGGGAGGGCGACGCUGA